Molecule: messenger RNA, 1416 nt
Organism: Lasiodiplodia theobromae
Lineage: Eukaryota; Fungi; Ascomycota; Dothideomycetes; Botryosphaeriales; Botryosphaeriaceae
Product: Serine hydroxymethyltransferase
Exons: 4
Coding region: 1-1416 (471 amino acids)
Biological process (GO): folic acid metabolic process; L-serine catabolic process; tetrahydrofolate interconversion
Cellular component (GO): cytoplasm
Molecular function (GO): serine binding; pyridoxal phosphate binding; zinc ion binding
Source: RefSeq, a predicted model, not a curated record
AUGUCUUCCUACGCUCUCCCCAAGUCCCACCAGGACCUCAUGGAGAAGUCUCUUGUUGAGACUGACCCUGAGAUCGCUGAGAUCAUGAAAAAGGAGAUCCAGCGCCAGCGCGAGUCCAUCCUCCUCAUCGCCUCCGAGAAUGUUACCUCCCGCGCCGUCUUCGAUGCCCUUGGCUCGCCCAUGUCCAACAAGUACUCUGAGGGUUACCCUGGUGCCCGCUACUACGGUGGCAACGAGCACAUCGACGAGAUUGAGCUCACCUGCCAGAGGCGCGCCCUCCAGACCUUUGGUCUCGACUCGGAGAAAUGGGGCGUCAACGUCCAGUGCUUGUCCGGCAGCCCUGCCAACCUCCAGGUCUACCAGGCCAUCAUGAGGCCUCACGACAGGCUGAUGGGUCUUGACCUUCCUCACGGUGGUCACUUGUCCCACGGUUACCAGACUCCCCAGAAGAAGAUCUCUGCCGUCUCUACCUACUUCGAGACCUUCCCUUACCGUGUCAACAUUGAGACCGGUCUGAUCGACUACGACCAGCUCGAGCAGAACGCUCUCAUGUACCGCCCCAAGGUCCUCGUCGCCGGUACCUCUGCCUACUGCCGUGAGAUCGACUACAAGCGCAUGCGUGAGAUCGCCGACAAGGUCGGCUGCUACCUGAUGAUGGACAUGGCCCACAUCUCUGGUCUCAUCGCCGCUGGUGUCAACGCCUCUCCCUUCGAGUACGCCGAUAUCGUCACCACCACCACCCACAAGUCUCUCCGUGGCCCCCGUGGUGCCAUGAUCUUCUUCCGCAAGGGCGUCCGCAAGACCGACGCUAAGACCGGCAAGGAGAUCCUCUACGACCUUGAGGGUCCCAUCAACUUCUCCGUCUUCCCUGGUCACCAGGGUGGUCCCCACAACCACACCAUCACCGCUCUGGCUGUUGCUCUCAAGCAGGCUCAGACCGACGAGUUCAAGCAGUACCAGCAGCAGGUCAUCAAGAACGCCAAGGCGCUCGAGGUCACCUUCAAGGAGCUCGGCUACACCCUCGUCACCGGUGGUACCGACAACCACAUGGUUCUGCUCGACCUGAAGCCCCUCGCUCUCGACGGUGCCCGUGUCGAGGCCGUCCUCGAGCAGGUCAACAUUGCCUGCAACAAGAACACCACCCCUGGUGACAAGUCUGCCCUCACCCCCAUGGGUAUCCGCAUUGGUGCCCCCGCCAUGACCUCGCGUGGUCUCGGCGAGCAGGACUUCGCCAAGAUUGCCAACUACAUCGACGUCUGCAUCAAGCUCUGCAAGAAGGUCCAGGGUGAGCUGCCCAAGGAGGCCAACAAGCUCAAGGACUUCAAGGCCAAGGUCGCUUCCGGCACCGUUGAUGAGAUCAACAGCCUCAAGAAGGAGAUCGCCGCCUGGGCUGGCACCUUCCCCCUGCCCGUGUAA